Molecule: messenger RNA, 1608 nt
Organism: Bathycoccus prasinos
Lineage: Eukaryota; Viridiplantae; Chlorophyta; Mamiellophyceae; Mamiellales; Bathycoccaceae
Exons: 1
Coding region: 1-1608 (535 amino acids)
Biological process (GO): positive regulation of ERAD pathway
Molecular function (GO): ubiquitin protein ligase activity
Source: RefSeq, a predicted model, not a curated record
AUGUGGCGGUUCCUCGUCGACGCGCACGAACACGCGGUGAGAAGAGCUGCCGCCGGUGUGAACAACGCCGUGACUAACGAUGCUGCCGAGAGCAGUCGUGGUGGUCGAGGUGGUCGAGGUGGUGCUUUAAACAACAAUAACGAGGAGGAGGACGACGAGAGGACGACGAUGCUUUCCACGCGCGACGGAAACGACGACAAUCCCGGGAAUGGUACUCCUGAUGACGAGAACAUCGUCGUCGUCGCGGAGGAGGAGGAUGAAGAUAUCGAAGAAAACGACGAAGAGAGCGAGGACGCGAACGCGGAGGAAAUGACCAUCCGCUCGGAUCUUCAGAGAGUGUUUCGAAAAAUGAAACCGAUGUUGCCGUACAUCUCGCUCUUCUCGGUGGUUUUCUUCAGUUUUCACUGGAAAAUUCUGUGCGUGAUAGUCGCCUUAUUCGCCUGGCACUUGAAAACGAGCGAAAGUUUAGUCCAAGAAAUCGCAAAGAAAGAAGCGUUCAUUCGCAAAAACGUGGUGAGAGAUUUCGUGCACUGCGUGUGUGUCUCUUACGCGUUUUUGUUCUUAGUGCCGACAAAGUUGGACGACGCGGACGAGUCGCCGAAAAUGUGGCGACGCGUCCUGGCGAAGACGCCGACGAGGAACGAGUUCACCGCGUGGGAAGGUUUGUUUGAAAUCGUGGCGAUAAAUUUGAACGCGCGGUUUAUGUUUGACGCGUUGAAGUGUCUGUGCGUUUUGACGACGUCGACGGCGACGCAAACGACGAGUAGUGGGGGUAUUUUAGGAAACGUAGAGCGCGUCGCGAAGAUGGUUUCAGAGUUGGACGCGAGGAGCGCGAAGGAUUUCGUGAUGGGUUUUGGAGGCUUGCGCCGGUUUCGGAAGAAGGAGAAGGACGACGAGGACGAAUGCACGAAUAGCGAGCCAGGUGUCGGCGAUGAGCAGCAGCAGCAGCAACAACAACAACAACAACAACAACAACAACAACAACAACAACAACAACAACGUCGACAAAGCGUGGUUGACGUCGAAAGCGGAGGAGGAACGACGAUGGUGAUGCUCGAAAGCGACGACCAACAACCGUUAGGCGGGAAAGACGCGCGAAGACCGUACCGCGCUCGAGGAUUAACAAUAAGUGCCAUCGAGUAUGCGGCCAUCUCGUACAAAACUGUCCUCCCGAUCCCGAUCUGGUUCGCGUACUUCCAAAACGCCAGCCUGUUUGGCCUCUUCCUCUCGUCCGCGCUCGCCGGCUCUUAUCUCGCUUGCGCUCUGUUCAAAACGUCGAAAUCGGUACACGAGUUUACGCGCGCCUUCUCGCGUCGUUACGAUUUCGGGUCCAAAGCGUUCAGUUGCGCUCACGGCACGCCCGCGACAAAAGCGGACGUCGAAAAGCUCGGUUUGGAGUUUGAAUGCGCCAUUUGUCAACAGAAGGAAAUCAUAGCGCCUUUGAAAUUGGAAUGUGAUCACGUAUUUUGCGAGGAGUGCGUGGAACCGUGGUUCGAGAAGGACAACACGACGUGUCCUUUGUGCAGAGCAGUCGUCGUGGAAAAGAAGAAGGACGAAUUAAAGAGUUUGUCCGGUGGGGAGACGCACUUCCUACCGGUUGUAUUUUAA